AUGUACGGGAUGGAGUACUAAAUUAAGGAGGCGUGGCUAUGCUAGGAAGAAGAGAAGUCUUUCGGAAAGUGACUGGCAGUUGCAGGUCCGCCCUGCGCCUUGUCCGCGCGGCCAGCAGUCAGGCGGAGGUACCUCUCACUGCCGAGCACUAUGCCGUGAAGAGAGGAGACUACGCACAAUUGACAGAACUCGACGUUCAAGAGUUUCACUCGAUCCUGUCAGAAGGGGAGGGAGGAGGGGAGAGGGUAGUGAGUGACCCAGCUACCGUUGCACCCCAUAAUGUCGACUGGCUUCACAAUGUUCGAGGGCAGAGUCAACUUUUACUGCGCCCCCGUACCACGCGGGAGGUGUCCCGGAUCCUGGCCCACUGUAACAACAGGAGGUUAUGCAAUGAUUGUGAGUAACUGUGAGGUUUAUGCUCGUGAUUAUGCAGGCUGGCAGUGGUGCCUCAAGGAGGGAACACUGGGUGGCAGUGUUCCUGUGUUUGAUGAGAUAAUCCUGUCAACGUCGCUAAUGGACAAAGUCAUCAGUUUAGACCAAACGUCUGGAGUGCUGGUGUGUCAGUCUGGCUGUGUGCUAGAAACACUUUCCAACAUGCUGGAGGAGAAGGGGUUAAUAAUGCCCCUUGACCUCGGGGCAAAGGGAAGCUGCCAGAUAGGAGGCAACGUGUCGACCAAUGCUGGAGGCUUGAGGCUCCUCCGCUACGGAUCACUCCACGGGACUGUCCUGGGUCUGGAGGUGGUCCUAGCCGACGGAACUGUUCUCAAUGCCCUCUCCACUCUCCGCAAAGACAACACCGGCUACGACAUGAAGCAGCUGUUCAUUGGGUCAGAGGGUACACUGGGCGUGGUCACUGCCGUCUCGAUACUCACCCCACCCCUCCCCAACUCCACCAACGUUGCCUUCGUGGGGUGUGCGGGGUUCACAGAGGUCAGGGAGGUUUACACCAAGGCCAAGACCAUGCUUGGAGAGAUCCUGUCAGCUGUUGAGUUCAUGGACGGAGAGGUCCUGGACAUUGUGCUGACUCAGCUCCCACUCCACAGCCCUCUCUCCUCCUCCCACCCGUUCUACGUCCUGGUGGAGACUUCCGGCUCACAUGACCAACACGACAAGGAGAAAUUGGAUGGGUUUCUGGAGGAAGUGAUGUCCAAAGGACUCAUAGAAGAUGGAACUGUUGCCCCUGACAUUAGCAAGCAACGAGCAAUAUGGGCCGUGCGGGAAAUGGCUGCAGAGGCUCUAGUGAGAGCAGGUGUCACUUACACCGUAAGGGAACACUCUCUCUAUUGAAGUGACCUCGUAUCUCACCACUGUAAUAUGUACAAUAAUCUGCUCCCUGCUCCCAAUCUGUUCCCUGCUCCCAAGUAUGACAUAUCUCUACCGCUGGAUGUACUGUAUGACCUGGUGCUGGACGUGAGGGAGAGAUGUGCUCACCUAGCACUCUGUACCGUAGGAUUCGGACACAUCGGAGACGGUAACCUCCAUCUGAACGUGGUGGGUGAGACACACUCUCAUGAGCUCAAAGAGUGUAUCGAGCCAUUCAUCUUUGACUGGACAGCGCGACAUGGAGGCAGUGUGUCGGCCGAGCACGGGCUGGGGUUCAUGAAGGCCAAGUACAUCUACCACUCCAGGUCCAGAGAGACGGUACUGUGGAUGAAGAAACUCAAACAGCUCUUUGAUCCAAAUGGAAUACUGAAUCCUUACAAGACUCUGCCUCCAAAUUGACUUUUGCUUGACAUGAUUGGGAUGGUUGUAUGGAGGUGUGGUCUUGCCACUGAUCAUGGCAGUAAAUCCAUUAGUGUUCCGAUUAUGUCAUUAUUUUUUGGAAGGAAUACCGAGUCCUUAUGAGACACACUACCUUCAUUUUUGUGCUACUUCUAAUGUGUAUUUGUGUUUUGUGUAGUUUUCAUGUAUAUUAAAAAUGCA
This is a messenger RNA of Geodia barretti, 1923 nucleotides long. The record is from the annotation of a GenBank genome assembly. NCBI's taxonomy places the organism in Eukaryota, Metazoa, Porifera, Demospongiae, Tetractinellida, Geodiidae.